AUGACUUCUUUGAAUGCACACUUCGGACCUUACAAUACACGACUGCAAGCUGGGAUCAUCAACAACAGCAAUUUCUAUGGCUUCGAACCUGAGGACAUACCAAAUGAAUGCUUAAAGUCUCUUGCGUUCAAAGCCAUGAACUCGAGGACCUUUCUCGGCGAAGGAAUUCAAGGUACUGGACAGUGGAUGCUCAACAACAAGGACUAUCUCUCCUGGCACAAUAGUGGUGGCGUACUCUGGGUACUGUGCCAGGAUCCACAGGCUCUUUCGGACUUCAUUGGAGCUAGCUGCUUUGCUGAACGCUGUCAGACUCAGGGCCGGCCAAACGAAGGCUGGGAAUGGCAUGAACGCGAGCUUCGAGAACAUGGUGAGACGGCCCUUCGCGCGCAGGCUCUCAAGGGCCGCAACGUGCUAAUCUACAUCGAUGGGCUGGAUGAGAGAGGAGAGAUGGACAACGUACGCCUGGUUAAAUUCUUCCAGACUCUGUCGACGUCAACAAAAUACGCCAUCAAAUGGUGCUUUUCUUCAAGGCUGCACAUACUCACAGGCGCAAAGAACGACUUUGCCAUCGAUGCCCACCUCCACAAUCGAAAGGACAUUGAGAUCUUUCUUGAUGAUCAGCUCAAGGUGGCCCUGUUGGAUCGGACCAACGGUGGGUUUCUCUGGAUCCACCAUUCCGCUGACAAGAUCGAGGAAAUGAUGCGCAAAGGCGAAAGUGCGGAAUACAUCCUUGCAGGAAUCGAGGUGCUUCCAGAAGAGUUGCAGGACAUCUACCAGGAUAUUCUUGACGGCAUAUGUACCGAAGUCGACAUCGCGCUACAGGUCUUUCAGUGGGUAACGCUCGCAUUCAGGCCUCUUCCGCUUGAGGACCUCAGCCGUGUUUUGUGUUUCACCGAAUCAAGCAAGCCAGAAUCACAGACGGCGGGGUUGUCGUGGUGCGUAGAUUCUACGACAUUCGAGGAGCGUGUCUUGAGAGUCACUCGUGGCCUUGUCAGGAAGCGCAGAGUAAUGCCAAUCAACCUCCGCCGGCAGGAAUUGAGGGUCACCAUCAUAGUGCCUGAAGGACGGAAUGAUGAAGAGGCUCGUCUGGCCGGAGCUUCACUACAGUCACAACUCUUACAGCAUGAACAAGCUCGCCAGUGGUCGUCCGCUUUUGUGUUGGACCACGAGUCAGUCUAUAAGUUCAUGGCGAGGAAAGGAUUGCAAUCUCUCGCCGCUAGAUGCAAGACACCCGCUGUCUCCAUCUCUGUCCCAGAAAUCCUCAUCUCAUUGGCAAAAAUAUGCUUGCGAUACCUCUUGACUCAGGAAGUUGCUGUCUUCGCAGACACGAGGAUGCGAGAGAUGGGAUACCUGGAUGACCGUGAGCCUUUUAUACAAACGGUCACAUACGCCGACCACCUGAAAGCCCCUCCAUUCGCCCUCUAUGCAGGGCAGGGUUGGAUACGGCAUGCAAAGGCGGCGGAGAAGGGCGGCGCCUCGGACGAUAGCAUGGUAUCUUUGUUCUGUCUACCCGGCAUCGUCGGCUGGCAGGAGAUAGAGCGGACGUCUACUCUAGCUGACGCAGGCGUCACUUCUUCGAACCAACUGAGUGUGAUCCACAGACUCGUGACGCUCGAGAUGCCCCGGACACUGGACGCCAUUCUUCAGCAGGAGGCGACAUGUGUGUCUGUUGAAAAGGCGGAAUGGCUGGCUCAUUGUCGGAGAAUGGUCAAUGCCAUAGACGGCCCAUCGCCUCCAAUAAUCCUCGCCUUAGAUUCUGGGAACGAGGCGGUACUUAGCGUGCUGCUUCGCCAUGACGCCAACGUCGAUCAUCGAAGCCCAGACGAUCGGACAACAGUGUUGCAUUUCCUUUCGAUAUGUGGGGGCGUUUCCCUAGCUAAAAGCCUGCGACUGCAACUAAAUAGCCACCUACACAAGAUCUGUACUGGGAACAGCCCUGUGUUGAAAGCCGGACGCGAAAAGGCGCUGAGACUCACAAGAAUGUUGUUGGCCAAAACCAAAGUUGGCGUGCACUCGGAAGAUCCGCCCCGAGAGCCUUGGCUGCGAGCUUCAUACGAGACGCCGCUAUUGAUUGCGUGGCGAUACGGAACUCCGGAAAUGGUCGAAUUGCUGUUGAGCGGGCCUGGAGUGGACGGACGCUUCAAGGACAAGGACGGUCUGUCGCUGAUGCAUCCUAUCUCAGAACCUAGCCACAAAGAUCCAUCCCAGAAACAUGAGGAGUCUUGCCCAGAGUCAACCGCCUCUUACCGUCAGAAAGCUCGCGUCAUGAUCAACAGUGGGAAGUUCGACUUAACGCUCAAGGCCCCAUACGAUGCAAUACUCUUCGCCUACGCUGUCGCUCAUGGAGCUCAAGACGUAGUCAGCAUUCUCUUGGAAUGUGCUGUCGUGGACGUGGAAGAGAGAGAUCACAUGGGGAACACCCCACUGGCGCGGGCAAUCCUUUCGGGUGCCGUAGGAGUAAUCGAGCUGCUCAUCAAAUCUAGGCGUGUCGAUCCGAAUGCAAAGAGCACGGGGGACAUCACUCCUCUCGCAUUAGCCUGCCACGCAGGCAGUUUGACAAUCGUCAAGCUGUUGCUCAGGGACGACAGGACCAACAGGGUCGAAGAAAUUCAUCUCAACCGUGGAUCAACGAUUGCAGCGAUGCUGGAUGGGCAUACGGAAGUGGUCAAAUGCAUGAUCGAAGCCCUCCCUUCAUCGACAGUGGCUUCAUUUGGUGGAGCCAAUGCGCUAUACUUCGGUUCACUGUUCACGAGGGUCAGGCGGGCCGAAGACAAUGAGGAAGACAUGCCGCUGGCCAUGCAAGCUAUGCGAGAGUAUCGCAACUUCCGUGGCCAAGCUGUCUGGGAGGAUGAGGCAGCUUGUGUUGAGCUGUUGAGACGUCACAAUUUACGGCACUAG
This is a messenger RNA of Saxophila tyrrhenica, 2898 nucleotides long. RefSeq lists its product as uncharacterized. The coding region runs from base 1 to 2898 and encodes 965 amino acids. Gene Ontology annotation, molecular function: protein binding. The transcript has 4 exons. Gene Ontology annotation, cellular component: nucleus; cytoplasm. The record is from RefSeq and is a predicted model, not a curated record. Lineage: Eukaryota; Fungi; Ascomycota; Dothideomycetes; Mycosphaerellales; Extremaceae.